AGUCAUUCUUGUAAGCAUAAACAAGUGAUCUGUCAAUUAGAUAAUGUUUCUGAACGGAUACACCAGAUUGUUUGCCAGUAGUACCGAUACAACUAGUCCCACUAAGCUAUUGUUCCAAAUCGUCCUACUCCAAUCAUUUUAUUACUUGACUGCAUUCAUCAUAUUCUAUCUUAUAAGUUCACUUAAUGGCUAUGAUUUCAAAUUGGACUUCAUUUUCCUGUGGGAGUUGAUUUCCCUGGAAAAUGCCAUGGGAUUGAUUCUCUUUGCCAUGUGGUUGUUUGAUUCAUUGUUAUGUGUCUUGUUUGUUACCAUAAUUGUGGGCAGAUCCAAGUUGGCAUGGGACUUUGCGUUGACAGUACACAUAAUAAAUCUUAUAGUGGUAUGGCUUUACACCGGUAAAUUUCCCACAUCCACCUUGUGGUGGUGUUUACAGAUCCUCAGUGCCGUGGUGUUGGUCACGUUGUCUACCUACUCUACCCGAUGGAAAGAGUUACGUACCACAUUUUUCGAUAACAUGCUAGACUCCACACAAACUCAGCCCACUUUGGUGCAAGAAGAAGGCAGCUCGAUUGAAUUGCAAGACUUGAACCAUUCUAAGGAGGCCAAUGUCUAAGUGAAAACCAUAUCCAUUUAAAUUCAUAUCCAUUUAAAAUUAUAGAAGCUACUUGCGACCCAUAGUGUACGGUGGAAUCAUUUGAUUCUAAAAUAUAAACAUUAUUAACAU
Messenger RNA from Yamadazyma tenuis ATCC 10573, 724 nucleotides. The record is from RefSeq and is a predicted model, not a curated record. NCBI's taxonomy places the organism in Eukaryota, Fungi, Ascomycota, Pichiomycetes, Serinales, Debaryomycetaceae.